ACUGAAUGCUGAGGAAAUAGUCUUUCAGGAAUCUAUGGACGACGAUGAGCAGUUACUGGACUACGCUAUUACGUAGAAACUCUAGUAUUAAACCUUUUUUUAGUAUCUAUUAUUAAACUUUUACUAGUAUGAAACUUUUUCUAGUUAGGUCGGCUCCACCACAAGUAUUAAGUAGAAACUCUAGGAGUGUAGAAUCUCUCUCUUCCUAAGACUUUUAAUUGGCUUCUGUCUUCAAAUGAUUUCCGGACGUCUUCUUGCAGGUACCACGCACCUUUACUAAAUUUUGCAACUAGAAUUUCCGUAAAGUGUUUCCUUUUCAACUCCUUUUCCGUUUACUCAUCUUAUGCUGUCUGGGCCUCAGGAGUGAUAGAUUAUAAGGCAAUCCACACGACAGAUAGUACUUCGUGUGUGCUGAGGCUCUUUCUUUUUACUUUCUCCUUUUUAGGUAGGUGCCGCGGCCUUGCACCUUUCUAAUUUGACACCUGAAGAGGUCGAUGCGGUGGAGCAUACUUCCACUAUGGACGAGCGCAAGUCCACAAACUACGCAAAUGCUACUUUUCUGGAGCAUAAUUCCAACGCCAAUGUUACUUUUCUGGAGUACCACGAUGCAGGUGGAGCACCAGAUGGCGGCUCAGGAGCGGAGGAUUCUUCUACAGGUUAA
Molecule: messenger RNA, 661 nt
Organism: Amoebophrya sp. A25
Lineage: Eukaryota; Dinophyceae; Syndiniales; Amoebophryaceae
Source: the annotation of a GenBank genome assembly